AUGCGCAGAUCUGGGGAUACAGAAGAUAGUCAGGCAGUGGAGCGCUCUGCGCUCUUGGGAGAUGUGCAGCGGAGUUCGGGCGACGGCGCUGCCAGACCCGAUGACGAUGUGCCGAAUGUCCCCGUCACGGUCUGGCGAGGAAUUGCCAUUGGCCUCAGUCUUGGCAUCUUGAUAUUCCUCCAAGCGACAAACAUGUCCGGCAUGACCAUGAUCCAGGGCCAGGUCGCUGACGACAUUGACGCGCACGCGGCUGCGUCGUGGUUCACCGCCGCCUACCUCAUCCCGCUGUCGUCAUUUGCGUCCGUUGCCGGGCGGCUGGCCACCAUUUUCUCGCCACGUAGCCUGGUACUGCCCCUGGGUGUACUGUUCGCGCUAGGAUCGCUCGUCACAGCGCGCGCGACAUCCUUCACGGGCCUCGUGCUGGGGCGCGCCGUCGCAGGCACCGGCGGCGCGGGCGUGCUGGGCUUGUGUGUCAUUUUCGUGCUGGAGUUGACGACGAAGCGCCGCCGGGGACUGUUUAUCGCAAUGGUAAACGCUGGCUUCACCGCGGGCGUGGCAUUUGGUGCGGUCGUGUACGGUGCUCUCUUGCCAACGAUCGGAUGGCGUCCUAUAUUUAUUUGGCAGGUUCCUGUAUCUCUCAUAGGAGGCGUUGCGUCCUAUAUAAGUCUCCCCAGCAGUAUGAAGCCUGGUGGCGGCGAUAUCCUUUAUACACCUGGAACCACAAAGCAAAAGCUGGCACGGAUCGACUACCUUGGAGCAUUCUUACUAUGCUCCACAAUCGUCGUAUUUCUCUACAGCCUCGCCGCCGACAUCCACCCUCUUGCGCUCGGCCUGUCUCUUCUCUCCCUCGCCGCCUUUCUCUUCGUCGAGUACCGCGUCGCUGCUGACCCCAUCAUCCCACUCCAGGUGCUCUCAUCGCGUGGUGUGCUUCUUUCGUGCCUCGCACAGCUCGGGCUUAUGACGGCGCGCUGGACUCUGCUCUUCUACACGCCCAUCCUCAUGCUCGCCGUGCGCGGCGCCGCGCCCACCAGUGCUGGCUCCGUCCUCGUUCCCACCAACGCGGGCUUUGGCAUCGGCGGCCUGCUCGUCGGCAUCUUGCACAUUCGCCGUGCGGGCUCCUUCUGGCUCCCAACGGUUCUUGUCACGGCCGUCUUUGGCCUCAGCCUGUUUCUCAUGGGCCUAGUCGCGGCGCCGACCGCGUCGCUGGCGCUGCUCGUGGCCGUCGUAUUCCUAAACGGCCUCGCGACUGGCGCGGCGCUGAAUUACAGUCUGGCGCACGUGCUGCACCUGUCGCACAGGGACACAGAGUAUGUUAGCACGAGCUUGCUUGGCACGUUUCGCGGAUUCGGCGGCAGCUUCGGCACUUCCAUUGGCGGCGGUAUCUUCUUUCGCUUCCUGAAGCAGACGCUCACGGCAGGUUUUGCGGAUCUGGAGGGCCACCACCGGCGCGAGGAGGGCUUGACGCAGGAGCACGCGCGCCUCGUCACCCGCCUGCUCGGUGCACCGGGGCUCGUCUUCUCGGGCGAGCUGAGCGCGGAGGAGCAGCAGAUUGCUAUCAGAGGAUACAGUGGUGCCAUCGGGGGAGUAUGGCACGCUGCGGCGUUACUUGCCGUCGUCGUCAUUGCUGUGCAGGCGGCUGCAGGCUGGACAGCGCCCGAAGAGCGCAGCAGCAAGUACAACGCAGAAGACGAGGACCAGGCCUACGCCGCACUCUUAGAAAAUGAAGGCGUGGGAGAAGCUUGA
Molecule: messenger RNA, 1743 nt
Organism: Akanthomyces muscarius
Lineage: Eukaryota; Fungi; Ascomycota; Sordariomycetes; Hypocreales; Cordycipitaceae
Exons: 4
Coding region: 1-1743 (580 amino acids)
Biological process (GO): transmembrane transport; basic amino acid transport
Cellular component (GO): fungal-type vacuole membrane
Molecular function (GO): basic amino acid transmembrane transporter activity
Source: RefSeq, a predicted model, not a curated record